Molecule: messenger RNA, 2768 nt
Organism: Diaporthe batatas
Lineage: Eukaryota; Fungi; Ascomycota; Sordariomycetes; Diaporthales; Diaporthaceae
Exons: 2
Coding region: 477-2699 (740 amino acids)
Biological process (GO): response to oxidative stress; hydrogen peroxide catabolic process
Cellular component (GO): cytosol
Molecular function (GO): catalase activity; heme binding
Source: RefSeq, a predicted model, not a curated record
CGUGCGUGCACACCACAUCACCUCUCGGACGCCUUCACCUCUGACGGCACUCGAGGCGCACGACACAUCGGCCAAGAGCCCUCAGCUUCAGCACACAUUCAGACUUUCUGCACAAUCGGAACUUUGAACGGCCGCCCACUUCCGUGUCUCACGGCCUAAAGGGGCAAUUGUAGGUCAUGGGCAUCCACCCGAGGUCCACUGCAGGGCUGCUUGUGGCUCUUCUCCCCGGACAGAGCUUGUCCAGUCUCACUGACGUCAACCAUGAUUUGCCUGUUGUCGAUCCAAUACCUGCCUCUGAAUCUGCAAUGGCCUGUUUUAUUGCCUCCCCGCCAUCCCCAGUCUCCCAGGCCGCAUAUAUCAAGCCACGCCUGCACCGCCUGGUUCCCUAGAGCGCCCUGCCCUUUUUGAACCAUUGACUCAACUACUUUCCUGUUUCUGUACAAUUCAACAUCUGGUGGCUCUUCUGCUCUGGUUUCAUGGCUUCACUCAUCCCAGAUUCUGUAAAUUCUGUCAAAACCGCCGUCAUGGGUUCUGGGGGAGACAAGAUCGCCGACCUGGCAAAAGACACAAAACAGCCUACCGAGAAGACUCAACAAACUACCGACUAUGGUGUCAAGUUUCCCAACCCCGACCACUGGUUGAGUGUCUCCAGUGAGGAUCGUCAGGGGCCCAGUCUCCUCGAGGACCCUUUCUCCCGUGAGAAGAUCACUCGCUUCGACCAUGAGCGGAUCCCCGAGCGGGUUGUCCAUGCCCGUGGCACUGCCGCAUUUGGAAAAUUCAAGAUGUACGAGAGUCUCGAGGAUCUCACCUUUGCCCCUGUUCUGACCGACACCUCCCGCGAGACCCCGGUCUUUCUUCGAUUCUCGACUGUGCUUGGCAGCCGUGGCAGCGCCGACACGGUACGGGAUGUCCGUGGCUUCGCUGUCAAGUUCUACACCGAGGAGGGCAACUGGGACCUUGUCGGCAACAACAUCCCUGUCUUCUUCAUCCAGGACGCAAUCAAGUUCCCGGACGUCAUCCACGCCGGCAAGCCUGAACCGCACAACGAGGUUCCUCAGGCCCAGUCCGCGCACAACAAUUUUUGGGACUUUGUGUUCCAGCAUUCCGAGGCAACGCACAUGUUUUUGUGGGCAAUGUCAGAUCGCGCCAUCCCUCGGUCAUAUCGCAUGAUGCAAGGAUUUGGCGUCAACACGUACACCCUCAUCAAUACCCAUGGGAAGCGGUCCUUUGUCAAGUUCCACUUCACUCCGGAGCUUGGCGUGCACUCUUUGGUUUGGGAUGAGGCUCUCAAGCUUGCCGGCCAAGACCCCGAUUUCCACCGCAAGGACCUCAUGGAGGCAAUCGACAACGGAGCUUACCCCAAGUGGAAAUUCGGCGUUCAGGUCGUCAGCGAGGAAGACCAGGACAAAUUUGAAUUCGACAUUCUCGACGCCACCAAGGUCUGGCCCGAGGACGAGAUCCCCGUCCGCUACGUCGGUGAGCUCGAGCUGAACCGCAACAUCGACGAGUUCUUCCCACAGACUGAGCAGGUCGCCUUCUGCACAUCUCAUCUGGUUCCAGGCAUUGGCCACUCCGAUGAUCCUCUCCUGCAGGGCCGCAACUUCUCUUAUCAAGACACUCAGAUCAGCCGACUGGGUGUCAAUUGGCAGGAACUUCCCAUCAACCGGCCAGUGUGUCCCUACAUGAAUUUCAACAGAGAUGGAGCGAUGCGUCACACCAUUCAGAAGGGCAGUGUCAAUUAUUGGCCAAAUCGAUUCUCAAAGAACCCGCCGGCCAAGCCCGAGGAAGGCGCCUACGUCGAAUACCAGCAGAAAGUCGAGGGCAUCAAGCAGCGCGUCAAGAGCAAAAAGUUCCGAGAGCACUUCAAACAGGCAAUGCUUUUCUACAACAGCUUGACCCCCUCGGAGAAGACGCAUGUCAUGAAUGCAUUUGGCUUCGAACUAGACCACUGUGACGACCCAAUCGUCUACGAGAACCUCGCGACCCGUCUUGCAGAUAUCGACCUCGACCUGGCCAAGGACGUUGCCGAGCUGGUGGGUGCCAAGGUCCCCGAGAACAAGGAGAACCCCAACCACGGCAAGAAGGCAAAGGGUCUGUCCCAGUUCGACUUCCCACCCAUGAAGACCACCAUCGCUAGCCGCCGAGUUGCAAUCAUAGUGGCGGACGGUUACGAUGCUACGGCCUUCAACGCCGUCAAGACCGCCGUCGCCUCGUCAAUGGGUGUCCCAAUCAUAAUCUGCACGAAGCGGAGCGAGGUCUUUGCUGCAGGCCAGAAGCGCGAACAGGGCAAGGGCGUCCGCCCAGACCACCACCUGGAGGGUUACCGCUCGACCAUGGUGGACGCCGUCUUCGUCCCUGGCGGUCGUGAAUCCAUCGACACGCUCAAGAAGAACGGCCGUGCCCUGCACUGGGUGCGCGAGGCCUUCGGCCACCUCAAGACUGUCGGUGGCACCGGCGAAGCUGUAGAGCUAUUGAAGGCGGCGUUCCAGCUGCCGGGCGUGCAGAUGGCGAGCGACGCCGAGGCUGUCGAGAGCUACGGCGUGGUCACGCUCGACAAGGUCGAGCCCGAAAGCUUCGGCGAGUCCUUUACAAUCGCCAAAGAGGGCGCUGGAUUUGUCGGAAAAUUCCUGUACUCCAUCUCCCUGCACAGGAACUGGGACCGUGAGUUGGAUGGCUUGAGCACCCAAGUGGCUUAUUAGAGCGCGCUAGAGUUAUGACUCGGUUGUAUUUAGUAGUAGUCUUAGUUUUAUUCUAAUGAAUUAUUCACA